Messenger RNA from Talaromyces rugulosus, 840 nucleotides. RefSeq lists its product as uncharacterized. The record is from RefSeq and is a predicted model, not a curated record. NCBI's taxonomy places the organism in Eukaryota, Fungi, Ascomycota, Eurotiomycetes, Eurotiales, Trichocomaceae. The transcript has a single exon. The coding region runs from base 1 to 840 and encodes 279 amino acids.
AUGGAAACACACCCGUUGUCUGCCCACGAGAUUGGCGAAGGGCUCCCCGUGUUAAUCAUUCAUGGCUGGGAGUUAGACGGGAAAGCCGAAGAGCUGGACUUUGAGCCAAUCUUCACCACCAAGGCCCCCGGUCUACGCCGGAUCUAUGUCGACCUCCCAGGCAUGGGCACAACACCUGCAAACAACGUCAAAGAUCUAGACGAUAUAUAUCUUCGCCUAAUACAGUUUAUUGAUGCCCGGAUUGGGAAAUCGAAAUUUUUACUUAUGGGUUCAUCGUGUGGUGGCUACCUUGCCCGUGCCCUCGCUCAAAAAUACAUUGGCCAAGUUGAUGGUUUACUCUUACGAGUGCCGCUUAUCGAGCCCAAGAACGAAUUGCGUGAUCUCGAUGGUUUUCAGCCGUUGGUUCGAAAUGAGCAACUCGUGUCGAGCAUGCCCAGCGAGGACAAGGCGCUUCUCGGAGAUGUUCACGUCCAAACACCGGCGUAUAUCAAGUCUCUCAAGGCAAAAUACGAAGCUAUACGUCCAUCAUUGAACGCGGCAGACAAAGAAGCUCUCGGUCCGAUCCGUGAAGACCCGCAGCGAUAUCAGUUAUCCCAUGUUGCUGCUGCGGACGAUAAUAACAAGUUUUUUGCACCCACGCUUAUCCUAUGUGGUCGACAAGAUGAGGUGGUGGGCUACCGAGACAGCCUCCGCCUGCUGGAGCUUUAUCCGCGGUCGACCUAUGCUGUCCUAGAUCGUGGUAGACAUGAUCUUCCUGUUGAUGAGAAUGGGCUUUUUGAGGCUCUUGUUCGGGAUUGGUUAACUCGGGUUGGGGAAUGGCGAGUUCGUGCAGAUAAAUAA